Adineta steineri is the source of this 888-nucleotide messenger RNA. The record is from the annotation of a GenBank genome assembly. Lineage: Eukaryota; Metazoa; Rotifera; Eurotatoria; Adinetida; Adinetidae.
AUGUUCGAUAAUAUUUCUCUAAAACUAUUACUAUCUCUGUGUAUAUUUCUUUUUUCUAUUCAAUCAAUAUUAACACUUCGUUGUUAUGAAUGUAAAGAUUGUACGGAUGUAUCUUGUCCAUGUGAUAAUAUAGUUGAAGUUAAUGCAAAUGAAUCAUUUUGUAUUCUUCUACGAGAAAACUUGUCAAAUGGUAUUAAUGUUGAAAUAAAACAUAUACCAAGAAAUUUUGCAACUCAUUAUGAAUAUACUCCAUACUACAUAUCAGUAGAAGAAACGAUUAUUUAUAAUAAAACCAUAGAAAAAUGGUCAAAUCAAGCAAAUAAAAUAGUCUAUGCAUGUCAAACAGAUGAAUGUAAUCGACCCAAUUUAUUAAAAGAAUUACCAGCGAAUGGUUUGUCAUUAUCAUUACCUUCUGAUUGGCUUAAUGAAAAUCUUCUACGCAAAACAGAUCAAAAAAUGACAACUUGUAAUGAAUGUCCAGAUGUGACUGUAUGUGGUAAUAAACCAUAUUUUGUUAGUCCAGAUCAAUGUAGUAUUCAAGAAUGUGAACACUUUUGUAUAAUCGGCGAAAAAUUCACAACUAUUGAAGCAACUGAGUAUUGUUAUACAUCAUUUUGUGUACCUUCAGACACCCAGACACCUUCAAUUAUUAUCGAAGCUGUUUAUUAUAUACAUAACAAAGACUUUCGAAUUAAUGAAACUGAUAUUAUCUGUCAUGGAGUCAAUUGUAGUCGUUUAGAAAUCUUUCGAGAUAUUAAAGAAAAAAUACAAAUAGAUUAUACUGGUGUCAAACCAUUUUUACCUGGAAAUCAUGUUAAUUCCAUUUAUUCAACAUCAAUGAGUAUUUUAUUAAUUACGAUAUUUUUUCAAAGUUUAAUUUCUUAUUAG